Molecule: messenger RNA, 4059 nt
Organism: Schistocerca gregaria
Lineage: Eukaryota; Metazoa; Arthropoda; Insecta; Orthoptera; Acrididae
Product: serine/threonine-protein kinase 4 homolog A-like
Exons: 6
Coding region: 2404-3960 (518 amino acids)
Biological process (GO): regulation of MAPK cascade; protein phosphorylation; intracellular signal transduction
Cellular component (GO): cytoplasm
Molecular function (GO): ATP binding; protein serine/threonine kinase activity
Source: RefSeq, a predicted model, not a curated record
GAUAGACGCGUUGUUGAGCAGCUUGAGUCGAGCUGAUGAGGCACAAUUAGAGGUUUUAGAAAACCUGCAUUUCAAAUCUGAGAGCCAAAUGAGAGAUUGCGAAGAGUCAAUGCCCCAGAUUCGCGCGGAGUCUAUUCCUGGACGUGCAGAUCGGAAAACAGACAAGACAUGGCAUCAGAUAGAAGAAGAAUGUUUGGUGAUUUUUUCGCGAGUUUUCAGUGCGGAAGUCACUCGGUGGAUGAUGUUAGACGAUAGAAAGAGAAAGUUAUGGAAUGAACUGGUCCAGGCUGAGAACCGGUUCGAGGAUAAGAGAUCGGAGUUGUUGAAGAGGUUUGAGAAUCGAAGCAAGAGUUUGUCGGACCUCAAAAAACGGUUAGAAUUCGUACAGAAGCGAUAUGUUGUUUUGCAAACAAUCACUCAAAACAUAAUUUUUGCAAAACAAGUUGAUUGGUUUAAGGAUAAACAGACGCUAUCUCUUUUGCGUUGGAUGGACUCGAACGCAUUUCUUGCCCAAGAGUUCGACGAGAGCGAUUGAAAGGCACGUAAAAAAAAUGGUUUAUAGAAUUUUUUUUUAUUGAACCUACAUUCAGACAGAGCGCUGGGGUAUCAGAGCUCGUCCUCAUAUGUUUAGGUUUGCCCUGUUUUGCUUGGCAUUGGAGUACCUGAAGGCAGCUUCCUGGGACUACAAUGAAGGGCCUUCAAAAUUUUAUCUAUAGGACAAACAGGCUCGCUUGUAUCGGGGGCCGCUUGAGUGUUCUUCACCUCUAUAUGAGGAGGCAUUGGUUCUCCGCCAGAAUCGGUGGUGCCUUGGUCAUUAGAAGCGAGAAUAAGCAAAGACCCGGGUUGUUCCAGCAUGGAAAUUUCUUGGACAGACGAAUAUCUACAGUUUUGAAACAUUUCUAGCAGCCUUGCGGGAUAGUUAGGGAGGGUGUUUUCAGGGUUUUGGCAUUGCAAGAGAUAACAUCCUUUAUUUCUUAUUUGGAAUGCUUCUUGAGAUGGGCCGAUAGUUUCGGGGAAGUCGAUCAUAUAGUAGAAGAUGGUACUUUUUUUGGACUUAGAUGCGAUGACAUAGGAUCCGCGUGCGAUUAAUUGACCAGAUUGAGGGGUAUUCGGCGCCUGGUUGGGGGCGGUCUGGCGAGAAGGUGGCUGUUGGCCGGGAUCCGAAGGUUGUGAAUCUGAAUUCGAAGGUUGUGAAUCUGGAUUCGAAGAUUGUUUCGCAUUGGUGUCGGAUGGCGCUGCGCUUGUCUGUAGAAAUUUCAAAAGAUCGGACAUGUCAUUCGAGACCGUGUCGACAAGGCAGUAGUACCUGGAUGUUGUUUCAGGUGCCGGUAGACUAUUUUUUGGAACCCUCCAGAGUUUAUGGUUUUGUUCCUUGUCAGACGGACACAACAGCAUAUAAAAGGCUUCUACACUUUUAGGGAGAGUCUGAUCUCGCGUGUCGUUCGGACGACAGAAAAAGUAGACGUAGCCGAGUUCCUGCAGAGAAUAGGGCGCUGUACUUUCUUUCUCUGGAGCAGACAACUCGGGCUUGCCUUCAUUCUGGCCCUCUUUAGACACAAUAGGCGCAAAAUCCUUGUCAGUAUAUGAAUAGGUGUCUUCUUCAAUUUGAACAGCAUCAGUCCUUCUGGAAGAGCGAGGAGGCACGCUGGCCUCUUCAGUCACGCCAUCAUUCGUUUCGGCUGCGUCAUUAGGAAUUCGGCUUUUGGGCUUUUUGGACCCUUCAACUUGCGUGCUUGAAGCACGCUUCCUUUGGUUCGGAGCGCUUGACAUGAUACACGCGUAAAAAAUUGACUAAUUUGAAUCCGACCUCGAGAAAGAAAAAAGCCUUAGGUUGACGGAAUUCCAGAGAUUUUAGUGAAAAACCGAGAACACGGCCAAAAAACGGAGAAGACACGAGAAAAUAUGAAAAAAAAAGCCUUUCGCAAAAAGCAAUCAUAUUUCAGAAAUGCACGGGACUCUCGAAGAGCCAUUCUAUUUAUAAUGUAAACAUAUAGUGUGAACAGACAAACCGACGAAGAAAAAUAACCGAAUUUUGAAGAAAUUAUUCAAAAGUGCUCUACAGAAAAAAAAGGAAGCCGUUUUAAAAAAACAGCGAAAAUAUAUCGUCAACACGGGAAAAAAGAGGAUAGAAGAGAAAUUGUGCAAAAAAAUAGACUAAUUCAUACUACACUAUUAUACCGCCUCGCCCCGCCCGUAACAUCCAUGGGAUCGAUGUAAUUUUUUCUGAGCCCUUGAUACAGCGUUUUGAUAAUCGUAGAGAUAGAGCAUGGAUCUGCGGGUUUUUCGAACCGCUAUAGCAAAAUUUUUUUAAUCUGUUUUACAAAAUGGUUUAAUCAUUCUGUACGGAUCCUGUUUUAGCUUAUGUACAUAAGCUACCUGAACAUUCACAGUCGGCUAUAGCUCAUGUCUGGUAAAUCCUUCAAGUCAAUCAAGUCUAAACUGAAGCUUAAUACUCGUAAGCUGUCAGAAGAAUAUGAAAUUAUAGAGACGUUAGGUCAAGGGUCCUAUGGCGCAGUUUCUCUCGCGCGUCACAAAAAAAAGCAGUCGCUACACGCCAUCAAGCAAAUUCCUAUCAAUGAUAAUCUAAAAGAGCUUCUAAAGGAAAUUGAGUACAUGAUGGAUUGCAAGUCCGAGCAUGUUGUACGAUUCGACGACUGCUACUUGCUAGAAGAGAACGUGUUAUGCAUCGUUAUGGAAUACUGUAGAGCUGGAUCGGUUUCAGAUCUUCUGCGUUUGAAUCAAACCACUCUAACUGAAAAACAAAUCGUAUACGUCGUUCGAGACAUCUUGGAUGGGUUGGCUGCACUACACUCUAAAAACAGGAUCCACAGAGAUAUCAAAGCUGAAAAUAUCCUAGUUACCCAUGAAGGUGUCUCUAAGUUAGGUGACUUCGGCGUCUCUGGUACUCUUUCCAAAGACAAUGACGCUCGCCAUACAGUCAUCGGAACUCCCUUUUGGAUGGCCCCAGAAGUCAUCCAAGAAAUCGGGUAUAACUGUAAAGCCGAUAUUUGGUCACUGGGUAUUACAAUCAUAGAAAUGGCAGAAGGAUAUCCACCUCUAUCUGAUGUGCAUCCACUACGCGCCAUCUUCAUGAUCCCUUCCCAGCCUCCACCCUCACUCAAAAAGAAACUCAAAUGGAGCCCAGAAAUGAAUGAAUUCCUCGAAAACUGUUUGAAGAAAGAACAAGAAUCCCGGUUUAGUACCUUUCAAUGCCUAGAGCAUCCUUGGCUAAAAAUGUACACCUUCGACUCGAAUCCGCUAAUCGAGUUGAUUGCUAACGUCGAUGAACUGAUCAAGCAGUACGGUGGAAAAGAAAAGGCGUUAUCCGCCAUCUACAAUGACAGUAAUGAGUCAUCUACUUCUUCCCUCAGUAACGCACAAUCCAUGUCUUCCACCAGGGAUACCCAGGACAUCAACACCAUGGUUGUUAUAGACGGUGACGAUGAAAAAAGGAAUUCUACGUCCUUCCUGAACUUUGACACUUACAAAAAACUGCCCGCACCCUCUAUAAAAAGGCAAUACGUCAAAUCGCCUGACAGCCAAUCUACUCAAACCGAAACACUGUCCAGAUCCUCAAGUCCUAUCCCGACCCAGGAUGGCACGAAAGAGGACGGAGGUUUCAAGCUGAAAGGCUCAGGUAGUAAGACAGAGAAAGUGGAGAUGAAAACCGACAAAACCAAAAAGGACCACCCGGACAUCAAAACAUCCGAGAAAGUCUCUCCCUCAAAAGACGAUGGUAAAAAAAAAAAAAAAAAAAAAAAUUUUUCAUAUCUGGAAGAAAAUUUGGCACUGAGACGAAAGUUAUACCUAGAUCAACUCAACUUCGCGUAUCCAGUAAUAGCAGUUCACUUGUAUUGCACCUCGGUAUCACCGCUUCUUUCACCUCUGCUAGGAUUUGCCGUAAUAAAAUAUUAUCCCUUUAUGAACGUAUCCAUACAAUUGUUUCACUCAUAUACUUAGUUUUCGAGUAGCCUUGAACCUGUAUGGCUGCCAGUUACGCCUUCUCUCUAACACUUAGUACGGAAAGAUGGGAUUUAGUACGCGAUAUGUUGCAUGUGA